AUGGAGGAGGGCGGCCGGAGCCCCCGGGAGGAGGCGGCCGAGCCGCAGGAGUCCGGCGGCGACGCGGAACCCGGUGGCGGCGGGCGACGGGGACUGCUGCUCCCCCCCGGCGACCCCCCGCACCCCCACCCGCACCCGCACCGCAUCACCAACUUCUUCAUCGACAACAUCCUGCGGCCCGAGUUCGGGCGGAGGAAGGAGGCGGGCGGCCCCGGCGCCGAGCCCCGGCGCCCCGGCGCGGAGAGAAGCCGCAGCCCCGCCACAGCCCCGGCCCCCGGCGCUCCGCUGCCCGGCGGGGCGGGCUCGCCGGGCCGGGGGGAGGGCGGCCCCGCCGGGCUGGCCCUGCACGGCGCCUCCAAGAAGGGGGGGGACCCCGCGGCGUUGGAGGCGGCCCUGAAAGCGAGGGGCUUGAGCGGCGGCGACCUGUCGGUGAGCUCGGACUCAGAUAGCUCCCAGGCCAGCUCCAACGCCGGGAACCAGCCCAUGCUCUGGCCCGCCUGGGUUUACUGCACGCGGUACUCGGACCGGCCCUCCUCAGGUCCCCGCUCCCGCAAACCAAAGAAGAAGAAUCCCAACAAGGAGGACAAGCGGCCGCGCACCGCCUUCACCGCCGAGCAGCUGCAGAGACUCAAGGCCGAGUUCCAGACGAACCGGUACCUGACGGAGCAGCGGCGGCAAAGCCUGGCCCAAGAGCUCGGGCUCAACGAAUCCCAGAUUAAAAUCUGGUUCCAGAAUAAACGAGCCAAAAUCAAGAAGGCGACGGGCAGCAAGAACUCCCUGGCAGUGCACCUCAUGGCCCAGGGGCUCUACAACCACUCCACCACGGCGAAAGACGGCAAGUCGGACAGUGAAUAG
Messenger RNA from Cuculus canorus (common cuckoo), 855 nucleotides. RefSeq names its product engrailed homeobox 2 (gene EN2). The record is from RefSeq and is a predicted model, not a curated record. The coding region runs from base 1 to 855 and encodes 284 amino acids. Gene Ontology annotation, molecular function: DNA-binding transcription factor activity, RNA polymerase II-specific; RNA polymerase II cis-regulatory region sequence-specific DNA binding. Gene Ontology annotation, biological process: regulation of transcription by RNA polymerase II; multicellular organism development; neuron differentiation. Gene Ontology annotation, cellular component: nucleus. The transcript is spliced from 2 exons. NCBI's taxonomy places the organism in Eukaryota, Metazoa, Chordata, Aves, Cuculiformes, Cuculidae.